CUGGGGUGGAUGGUAAGGGUGGAAGGCAAGGUAUGAUUGUGAACGGACGAUGGCCGGCAACUUCAACACGGGCGGCGGCGAGACCACGGAGAUUGCGAACGGCAACGGCACCCCCCUCUUUAUCUUCAUCUUGGUGGUUGAGAUGGGUGGCCCCCAUUUUCUGCGGCGCGGGCAAACUCGCACACCUUCCGCCCCGCCGCGGUCCAGAGCUUCAUCGGUGUUGAGGGAAGCCAAGGACUGCCGCCUGGAACACUUUCUACCUGGAGAGUCCGGGCCUCGAAUUUGA
Gaeumannomyces tritici R3-111a-1 is the source of this 286-nucleotide messenger RNA. RefSeq lists its product as hypothetical. The transcript has a single exon. Lineage: Eukaryota; Fungi; Ascomycota; Sordariomycetes; Magnaporthales; Magnaporthaceae. The record is from RefSeq and is a predicted model, not a curated record. The coding region runs from base 50 to 286 and encodes 78 amino acids.